ACAGACAGAUUAUUUCACUUAUAAUUCACUGUAUCACAAUUCCAGUGGGUCAGAAGUUCACAUACACCAGUGGGUCAGAAGUUGACUGUGCCUUUCAACAGCUUGGAAAAUUCCAGAAAAUUAUGUUAUGGCUUGAGAAGCGUCUGAUAGGCUAAUUGACAUCAUUUGAGUAAAUUGGAGUUGAAUCUGUGGAUGUAUUUCAAGGCCUACCUUCCAGCUCAGUGCCUCUUUGCUUGACAUCAUGGGAAAAUCAAAAGAAAUCAGCCAAGACCUCAGAAAAAAUGGUAGACCUCCACAAGUCUGGUUCAUCCUUGGGAGCAAUUUCCAAACGCCUGAAGGUACCAUGUUCAUCUGUACAAACAAUAGCACACAAGUAUAAACACCAUGUGACCAAGCAGCCUAGUGGGCGGCAGGGUAGCCUAGUGGUUAGAGCGUUGGACUAGUAACCGGAAGGUUGCAAGUUCAAACCCCUGAGCUGACAAGGUACAAAUCUGUCGUUCUGCCUCUGAACAGGCAGUUAACCCACUGUUCCUAGGCCGUCAUUGAAAAUAAGAAUUUGUUCUUAACUGACUUGCCUAGUAAAAUAAAGGUAAAAAAAAAAAAUACCGCUCAGGAAGGAGACACGUUCUGUCUCCUAGAGAUGAACGCACUUUGGUGUGAAAAGUGCAAAUCAAUCCCAGAACAACAGCAAAGGACCUUGUGAAGAAGUUGGAGGAAACAGAUACAAAAGUAUCUAUUUCCACAGUAAAACGAGUCCUAUAUCGACAUAGCCUGAAAGGCCGCUCAGCAAGGAAGAAGCCACUGCUCCAAAACCGCCAUAAAAAAGCCAGACUAUGGUUUGCAACUGCACAUGGGGACAAAUAGCACUUUUUGGAGAAAUGUCCUCUGGUCUGAUGAAACAAAAAUAGAUCUAUUUGGCCAUAAUUACCAUUAUUAUGUUUGGAGGAAAAAGGGGGAGGCUUGCAAGUCAAAGAACACCAUCCCAACCGUGAAGCACGGGGGUGGCAGCAUCAUGUUGUGGGGGUGCUUUGUUGCGGGAGGGACUGGUGCACUUCACAAAAUAGAUGGCAUCAUGAGGAUGGAAAAUGAUGUGAAUAAAUUGAAGCAACAUCUCAAGACAUCAGUCAGGAAGUUAAGCUUGGUCGCAAAUGGGUCUUCCAGAUGGACAAUGACCCCAAGCAUACUUCCAAAGUUGUGGCAAAAUGGCUUAAAAUCAAGAUAUUGGAGUGGCCAUCACAAAGCCCUGACCUCAAUCCUAUAGAAAAUUUGUGGGCAGAACUGAAAAAGCGCGUGUGAGCAAGGAGGCCGACAAACCUGACUCCGUUACACCAGCUCUGUCAGGAGGAAUGGGCCAAAAUUCACUCAACUUAUUGUGGGAAGCUUGUGGUAGGCUACCCGAAAUAUUUGACUCAAGUUAAGCAAUUUAAAGGCAAUGCUACAGAAUACUAAUUGAGUGUAUGUAAACUUGUGACCCACUGGGAAUGUGAUGAAAUAAAUAAAAGCUGAAAGAAAUAAUUCUCUGUAGUAUUAUUCUGACAUUUCACUUUCUUAAAAUAAAGUGCUGAUCCUAACUGACCUAAGACAUGGAUUGUGAAAAACUUAGUUUAAAUGUAUUUGGCCAAGGUGUAUGUAAAUUUCCUUCAGCUGUAUGUACAGUAUAUGUGUUUUGUAUUAGUUGUAAUAUUUCUCCACUAGUUGACUUGGCAGGAGGAAUAAUAUAUGUUUUAUUCCACAUUCAUUGUGGGGUGUGUCAAUUUAAUGAGUGAGUCUUCAUUAAUAUCAAACAUAAACCCAAUUUUAAGCAAGAUAUUUUCACAUGAAGAUAGACAUUUUCUAUAUUAACUGCAGGGCUCAAUGCAUGAAACAUCACCUGAUUAAAUAAUAAUACAUUGAGACAACAAAACAAAAAACAUAGACAGUUUAAAUACUUUAUACUUGAAAUCUUGGAAUGAGGUCGCAGGUUGAGUAUUUUUCACUUCAUGUCUUCGCGUGGCUUCGCUCUUCCGGUAGGGUAGAGAGCUGUCCGUGGUGCUGAAACCUUUAGUAGCACGCGCACAAUAUUGUUUACAAACAUCGGAUCUGAUCAGCUGAUCAAAUCUAUGGACAAAAAACGUUGUUUUUCCCGAGGUAGUGCUCGUCAAAUACUUUAUUAUAAACAGUUAGCGAACUAAUAGUCUGCUUUGUGAUUCACUCAAUAUAUGAUGCUAAACAAUCUGCUUUGGGACAAAUAAUAACUGACAUGUAGACACGACCUACGUGUGUUCACAGACAGUUGAGAUAUAAUAAGGUAGACUGCAUGCAAAUGUUUUUCUGUCAAUCAAUCUUCCAUCUCUCCCUGAAUCCUAAACGGUCUAAUCAGCUCUGCAUGAAUGAUAUAUAGAUAGACUACUAGGCUAUAGAGCUUGCACAGCCCCAUAUGGAAAAUAAUCAUGAAAAUCGAAUAAGAAUCUUGAAUGGCAGAAGAACAUUAUUUUUCCAAAAAUCGAAGUAAUCUAAUAAGAAUCUAGUAAGAUGUUGUAUGUUUUUCCUUAUAUGGCAGUGUUGUAUUUGUAUAUGUGUUACUUAUAUGACAUAUGACAAUUGAAUACAUGAUUGUGGUGCAUUUCCUACAAAGAAAUGGUAAGACAUAUUUGAGACAAAAUAUAUGAAUUAUGUUCUGAGAGUGUAAACUCUAAAAAAUAAAUGUUUUUCUUGUAGGUUUCACAUUGUGUUUUAAAAACAAUGACAAUUACUAUUAGAAAAUACAGUAUUUGUAAAUAAAAGUUCAGAUAUGAGAUUCCAUGGUUAAGGCUGGGUAGAACCUCCUACUGGACAGUUGAUUCAUCUACAGCUAUGCAGGGUUUUAAUCAAACCCAGCCCUGACUACUACCAAUGUGCCAUUGUGAGAAUGAUCGUUGAAAGAUCCCCACUUAAUAGCUAAAUAGACUCACUGCUACUAUCAAAGCCAUUCCUUCUCUCCUCCUCCACCUCUUCAUCCUCUACCUGUCCUCCUCUUCUCAUUCAGUUGAUGCCCCUAGUUUGCAUAAUAUACAACCUUAGAACAUAAAAGUGAUAAUAACAUUUUUGUGAUUCUGUCCCGGGCUCUGGAGCGAUCAUGGACCCACGGUCUGAGGGAUCCAACUCCCAGUCCGAGGGAACCGACUACGUUCCCUACGGUAUUCCCUAUAUUCUGGAUCACAGAUCUGAGCUGUGUGUGUCAGAGGCUCACAGCCAGCAGUUACUGGGCAUGCUCAGAUCGUUCAGAGAGAGAGGCCUGCUGUUUGACUUCACUGUAACAGUCCAGGAACAGACCUUCCCCUGUGUCCUGGCAGCCUGCAGCAACAUCUUCAGGGCCAUGUUUGAGUUGAAAAUGCGUGAGUGUGAGGAUGGGAUGGUCCCUAGGUAACCAGUCGUACACUGCUACCUGGACUUAUUUCACUCUGGAGAGAUAGUCGUCACCAAUGAAAACAUAGACAUGCUGUUCCAGCUCAUCUCUUUCCUACAUGUGUCUGUGCUCCUGAUUGAAACCCUGGAGCUCUCGAACUGCCUGAUGCUAUUGGCCCUCCCCGAGGGAUACGGUUCCACCUCCCUCCUCCAGCGGGCCAAUGAGUUUGUAGUUCAGAACUUUCACGCCCACUCAAUGACUCCAGACAUCCUGGAUAUGCCGGUGGGUGUGCUGGAGGUAUGUAUGGGGUCGGACAGUCUGAGAGUGCCCAGUGAGGAGAUUGCAGUGAGGUCAUCACCUGGACCUCCGUCAUUCCUUUGCCACAACUACCCAGAAACCCAGUGCGUGCGCCUGUAUCAUCUACACAUCAUCAGUGGCGAUAUCGGACUCCUUCAACCCGUCGCUGGACUGUUUCCUGCGCUAUGAUGUCGACUCUGAACAGUAGAGCCACCUGGUGGCAGAGUUUGGUCAGUUUUUCCAUGGCACCUUGGUCAAGGCUGUGUCCGUCAACACUACUCCUAUGUGACUUAUCUAUGUAUAAGGUGACUGACUUGUUGGUUGAUUGACUGAUUGAAUGAGUAUUUGAUUGAUGGAUGUCUCCAUCUAUAAGUCUUUGUAUUUAUUUAUCCUUCAUUUAAUCAGGCAGUUCCUAUUGGCAUAUAUACAGGACAUAAGGACUUUGUCAUUAAAACAAACUUAACAAUUCUACGAAACACCAA
This is a messenger RNA of Oncorhynchus nerka (sockeye salmon), 4143 nucleotides long. Its product is annotated as kelch repeat and BTB domain-containing protein 3-like. Lineage: Eukaryota; Metazoa; Chordata; Actinopteri; Salmoniformes; Salmonidae. Gene Ontology annotation, molecular function: protein binding. The record is from RefSeq and is a predicted model, not a curated record.